CGAUACUUUAAAAUCAUGAAAAACUUUCUCAAAAUAAUAACUUGAUAUCUCAAAACUAUGACUUGGUAUCUGAAAUAAGUCAUUAUUCUGUAACAGUAAGUCAUAAACCUAAGAAAGGUUUCUCAUUAAACUGACUUCAGUUAUUUUAUUUCAUCACACUGGACACACACAAUUACACCUGAGAUCCAUCUUGUUGCCAAAACCACCUGAAAAUAUCCCAAACUACUUUUAUUUAAAGUCUCAACAGUGACAUCUGGUGGUGAGAUUGUGUCACUGCACAGAAGGACACUCAACUUUACAGGGACAUUUUAUUUUUCUCAGUGUACAAGAUGGAUUUUGUGACAGUUAUUUGUGUUUUCAGUGAGUAACAAUACAGUUAUUCUCAAGUGAAAACUGAAAACUCCACCUUUAGGUUGUGUUCAGUCAGAUUUUACUUUACUCAGUUUAUUUUUAAACACAUUAAAUCUUUUCACAGUGAAGAUGAACUCGCCAUCGGGUUCCUGCAGUGUCCUACAGAAAGUUAUAUAAGUUUAUGGAGCUGUGUCUCUGCCCCGGGGCAUGCUGGGAGAAGCCUGGGGCUCAAGUCAACACAUGUAAAGAAUGAAAAGCCUUUUUACAAUAAGCCUUGAUUAAGUGUAAAUGGUCCCAACAUGGGUCUGCAGCAGCUCCUGGCUCUGGAUCUGCAUGUGAAUGGGAGGCAGCUAAUGCGUAAACACUCCUUAUCACAACAGCUUUAUGCAGAGGAGCUGCUGCUAAAUCUUUAUCUGCUCUGCUGCUGACAGUCCCGCUGCUUGUGAAGACGAGCUAAACGUUAGUUAGAGGACUUUAAGGCUCGCCAAGUGUUUAUGCGCUCUGGUGCAGGCCCGAGGAGAGGCUUACUGGAGGUUUCUGUGGGAAGGAGAGGGGAGCCAGACAGGCGACAGUCAGCGCUGCCUUGGCCUCGAGGCAGAGGCAGGGAGCGAGCAGGCGAGCCAAUGAGAAGGAGACAUCCACUCUGUCCUGCCCGGCUUGGCUCAGCUCGGCGCGCCCUGUAAUUAGGAGCUCUAGUUGGGUUGGGCGCCGCCACGGUGGACAGCCCGGCUGCUGCGUCAAGGGAGUUUGGGAACGCCAGCUCCAGACCGUGAGGAUAUCUGCACACUGCUGCUUCCACAGUCAGGAGCGGGGACCAGAAAUACAAAACUCUGAACAUGAACGGGCAGUCCUCACCUGUCUUCGAGGAGAAGAAGCCACCCCUCCCCAUGGCCGGGGGCUCCAUCUCGGCCACCAAGGAUUCCCCGACCCUGCCGGAGUCCUCGUCCACAGACAUGGGCUUCUACAGCGGCCAGAGCGCGCUCCACGGCUCCCAGGAUUUCUACCCGGCGCAGCAGCCGUACUCCGCCCAGCACAUGAACCCGUACGCGUACCACCACUACAACCUACACGGGAUGGGUCCCGGAGGAGGCUACCCUGUUGGCAAGGCAGAGUACCCGUACCCCCCCUCAGCGUACAGAGAGCACGGCGCGUUCAGCAGGGAGGCGCAGGCAGCGCUGCAGGACGGGGUGAAAGAGGAGCCAGACGUGGAGGUUCGGAUGGUCAACGGGAAGCCCAAGAAGGUGCGCAAGCCCCGGACCAUUUACUCCAGCUACCAGCUGGCAGUCCUGCAGAGGAGGUUCCAGUCGGCGCAGUACCUGGCGCUGCCGGAGCGGGCCGAGUUGGCCGCGCAGCUGGGACUCACACAGACACAGGUCAAAAUCUGGUUCCAGAACCGUCGCUCCAAGUUUAAGAAGCUCUACAAGAACGGAGAGUUUCCACUCGGGGAGAUUCCUCUGGAACACAGUCCAGACGCCAGCGACUCCAUGGCCUGCAACUCUCCUCCAUCCCCUGCUGUGUGGGACAACAAUAGCAGCAGCAACAACAACAACAACAACAACAACAACAGCAGCAGCAGCAGCAGCAUCAAGAGUAAUGCAGUGAUGGAUCCCACCAGCAGGGGGCAAGGUCCCUAUCAGCCGCCUGUGGAUUCCUCGCCCGCCUGCAUGGGAGAGUACACACACCAGGACUGGUACCAACAGCAGGGUGCACAUUUAGGUCUGCAACAGCCCGGCCCGACGCACCACACACCAUCAGCCGCACCGUCAGCCACACAGAGUCUGGGAGCCGUCUACUGACGCUGAACUCAGUUUGACUGGAGCCCUGCGCUUUAACACAGGGGGGAUUUCUUUUUUUGGAUGACUCGGAGCGCUGCUGUGACCUGGGAACACCUGACAGUGAUCAUCAGACACGAGUCAUGACUGUAAAACCAGACACACAUGUUGUUAAACAGGCUUUUCGAUAGUAAACGUGGAUUGAAAACAAGUGCUGGCCUCAGCUGCCCCGCUCUCCUCCGCUCUGAAGUUUAUGAUCUCAAAACGCGGAGGUUAAAACAGAGAUUAGGAUGAUCGAUGUGGCUUUUUUUCAGUGCUGAGACUGGUACAGAUUUUUUAUUUGAAAUCAGUGACAACACAUAAUAUUUUGUAUAUUUAAUAUUUUUAAAAUUACCAUAUUUAUGCCAUUUGUUUCAGUUUUGCAUUGAUUCAGUCCCUUAGUUUUUUUUCUUCUGGAAUCGGCCUCUGACAACACUUUCCCUUGAAAACUGAAUACUACUGAAACUUUCCAGCAAACUACAGUCCACCACACACCAGCACAGCAAACUUUUUUUUUGUUUUUUUUAAAUAGGAAACUGGACUGUUUGUUGUAGCUGUGAUUGGACACCGUGUUAAAAGGCUGAUAACCUUUUAAAAUAAAACUAUCAGGCAAACACAGAAGACAAACUGUAGAGACACUGAAAUGAUCUGUGAGAGAGUGUUUUAAUUUACGAACUCAAUUUAAACUAUUUUUGUUUCUUAUAAAACCCUCCUGCAGCAGAUUAAAGUAAAACUUUUCUUAUGAGGAUUUGCCUCUAGUGAUGUCACUCGAGGCAGUUGGGUCUAAAGACAAUACGUUUGUAAAUUAAAAUCUGGUGGUGAGGAGGUAGAAAGACGUGAGUUUAGUAGCUACGUCUGCAGCCUGCUCUUCAUCCCUGCUUGAGGCUACAUUAGCCGCCACUAGCUUAACACACCUAUAUCGCUAAGUGAACUGUUGGCAGUCAAGUUGCAUUGUGGGAAAUGUAGGCACCAGGUGUUUUUGGGGUUUUUUUGACAAGAAAGACCAGUGCAUGGAAUAAAAAAGAUGAUCUCUCUGGUUCUGCUGCAUUGAUUUGGAUUUCUUUAACUUUCAUCAGGGUUCUAUCUGGAACAGGAUAGGACCCGUUUAUUCCUAUGAAAGUUGCUCAGUGGCGUAUGAAGCCAAAAUGGUUUAACUGCAGCGUAUAUAAUAACCUGGAUGAUCCAGGGAUUUUUGGCACUACUUCCCCACUGUGUGGCCUACAGAGCAUGUUCACUGGGGACUUAGGACAGCCGAGCACGGCUGAGCACGACCAAAUGUCUAACUUCUGGUUUAGUGCUCCGCUAACUUGAGUCUUGUGGCUCUUCCAGACUUUCCAAAUGUUAUCCGACCCGGGAACUGCCCAUUGGUCCGGCAGCCCAUUGGUUCGACAGCCCAGUGUUCCGACCAUAUUAAACUCAUUGUUCCGAAGCCCGUUCCGAAAUCAUCAUGAUGCCCUGUGGUUAAGGUCUGGUUAGGUUUAUGCACAAAAACCACUUGGUUAGGGUCAGGAAAAGAUCAUGGUGUGGGUUAAAAUGAAAAAGAAAGUGAAAAUACAUAAGCUGUGAGCCUGCUCCGCCUCAAGCCUUUCCCAGCUGACCCAGAGCUGGUCGCAGCGCACCAUCAAGGUAGAAAUACGCCCCUUGGGAGCCGUUCAGCACCGCGGACAGUCGGACUAAUGGGCUGUCGGACCAAUGACAUGGUCCAUCCAACCCAGAGGAUCAAAUCCUGAUGGUGAAACGAAUCAUUUCAUAGGGGGUUGUGUUGCUAAAAAGUGUAUCCACAGAUUUACACAUGCCUCUUUUCCCAAUGUAAAAGACAUAAUGCUAUGAACUCCGGAAGUUCCACUGUUUGGCUACUAUGAAAACUGGCUUCAAAGCCUGAUGCAUGUCCUCGGGGCCGGACUACAUGCCUUUGCAACGGUACUUGAGUUUACUGAGCAUGGAUGUGGCAUACUUACUGCUUCCAACGUCCUAAGGUGUUCAGACACUUCAUCAAUGUUCAGCAAAGGUAUGUCUUCAGUCCAACCUGCGUCCUUACACUGAUAACACGAUAUGUACGAAUUGGGUGCAUUGCUUUUCAUAGAAAAACAUACAAAAUUUUUUUGGGAACAGCCAGAAUAAUACAUCAUAAUGCUGCGUCUUUUAUUAGACCCUCCUUGCUUGAUAAAAGCUCACAUUUCUUAGACUCCUUGUGUUCUUUUCAAUGCAGACUUUCUGUUUUCAUUUUGAAAUCUUCAAGCCUAAACCAAGAUAACCCUGGUGACAUCGCUAUGACAUCAUCAGGGCCACAGAAGACAUUUUACACCUGUUCUCACGAGCUGAGUUGUACUCAUCUCCUUCAUGAUCAGUAAAAUGAUCCCCAUGGGUAAAAACUGUUUGAACUCCUCUUAAAAACUAUCAAGAGUAAAAACGAUAGUGAGUUGGUGCUAAAACGUUUGAAAAAUAAAGUUGUAAAUAUUCUAUUCACACGAGCUGU
Molecule: messenger RNA, 4638 nt
Organism: Epinephelus fuscoguttatus (brown-marbled grouper)
Lineage: Eukaryota; Metazoa; Chordata; Actinopteri; Perciformes; Serranidae
Product: homeobox protein Dlx3b-like
Exons: 3
Coding region: 1188-2147 (319 amino acids)
Biological process (GO): regulation of transcription by RNA polymerase II; embryo development; epithelial cell differentiation
Molecular function (GO): RNA polymerase II cis-regulatory region sequence-specific DNA binding; DNA-binding transcription factor activity, RNA polymerase II-specific
Source: RefSeq, a predicted model, not a curated record